AUGCCUGAUACCUUUACUUGCAUAACCUGCCAGGUGAUGUUCAAAACGCCUGAAUUACAACGUGAACAUUAUAAACAGGACUGGCACAGGUAUAAUUUGAAAAGGAAGGUUGCUUCAAUAUCGCCUGUGACUUUGGAAGAGUUUGAGCAGCGAGUGAAGGAGCACAGAGAACAGAGUCAGAAUGAAAGCCGCGUUGAAUCGCAGUACUGCAAGUAUUGUUCCAAGUUAUUUAAUACAAAAAAUGCCUUCGACAAUCAUUUGAAUAGUAAGAAGCACAAAUUGUCUGAGGAGCGGUAUGUUGAAAAUAAAGAAGAAGCAGAAAGUGGUCAUUCUGAUACAGAUAGUUUUGUAAAGGUUGAGCCUAGUGCUAAUGUUGCCAAGGAUCCUAGCAAGUUUGUUAUUGUGUCUGCUGACGAUUCCGGAGAAGAGGACAUAGAAACGGAUUCCGAAAUUGAAGAGCUUGACUCGGAUGAGUGGGAGGAGUGUCGUAUUAAAGGCAGCGACUCUCUGAUCAAGCCUCGAGACUGUCUGUUCUGUGGCCAUCACAGUAAGAACAUAGUCAAGAAUCUCAAGCACAUGUCUGAGGCCCAUUCAUUCUUCAUACCAGACGUAGAGUACUGUAUUAAUAUAAAAGACCUUCUUCUGUAUUUGGGAGAAAAGAUAUCACAGGGUUACAUGUGCCUCUGGUGUAAUGACACUGGCCGAACAUUUUACUCUAUGGAAGCUGUUCGAGGGCAUAUGAUUGACAAAGGACAUUGUAAAAUGUUGCACGAAGGCCUAGCCCUUGCAGAAUACGCUGAUUAUUAUGACUACAGUUCUUCAUACCCAGACCAUCAAGAGGAUGAGGAUCAGGAAGAUGGUAUGGAUGUGGAUGAUGAAGUAGAAGCCCCCACAACACUACAGGGUGAUGACUUCCAGUUGGUACUACCUUCUGGUGUCGUAGUCGGCCACCGCUCCCUCAUGAAAUAUUACAAACAAAACUUGACACAGAACAGUCAGGCUCUAGUGAAGAAGUCGGAUCGCAAGUUGCACAGGUUGCUUGGUGUCUACAGAGCACUCGGCUGGGCGCCCAAAGAACAGGCCUUGGCUGCUAAGAAAGCACGUGACAUUCACUUCAUGAAACGUGUACAAGCAAAGUGGCAGAUGAAGAUGUCUCUAAAGAAUAAUAAGUUCCAAAAACAUUAUAGAGCUCAAGUCAACUUCUAA
Messenger RNA from Spodoptera littoralis (African cotton leafworm), 1206 nucleotides. Lineage: Eukaryota; Metazoa; Arthropoda; Insecta; Lepidoptera; Noctuidae. The record is from the annotation of a GenBank genome assembly.